UGCUGUAACUUCUUUAAUUGUUUAAUCGGGGUUUGAAAAUCCAUUGCAUAAUUUCUAUUUUUUGUUCUGAGAAGCAUCCCUUUCUGUGUCAAAGAAUGGCAUUCGUUGUCAGCCUUGUCUUUUUGUCAAGUUGGGCAGCUGUAGCUUUUACAUUCCCUCAUAAUAUUUUUGACAACAUUGUGAAAGGGUCAAAAAUCGAAUUUGAAUCAUCUGGCGUCGGACCGGAUGAACAGGUCCGGGGAAUAGUUAAGGUUGUGCAGCUGGACCCUCGUGCCCUGGCCCAGUCAGGGUUCUUCAGAAGGGGACUGACCCCAAGAAGAGCCCCCUCCCUCAGCUCCAGAUUGUCCUUCCCUGCUUUCUUGUCUCAUGGGCGUCCAGGUCCAGCCUCUGCCCCCAAGACCCCAGUGAGUCCACUGCACCACCUGCACCCUAAAAGCCCCACUGAGAUGGAACUAAAGAACAGGCAAGGCCUGCAGAUGUGGCAGAAAGCAAUACAUAAAGGAGAGAAGAUGACCAUGUCUCUGCCAGUCAACCUGAAGGACACUAAGCAGACGUGCUCUGCGGUACCUUUCAUUCAGCGUGUAACAGCCGAUGGAUGCGACACAGUAACAGUGCACAACAAGCUGUGUUUCGGCCAGUGCAGCUCCCUGUUUGUCCCAUCCGAAGGGGAGUUUGCAGGUCUGGGUAGUACUGGGAUGGGGGCCCUUAACCACCGGGCCCCCUGCUCCCGCUGCGCCCCAUCCAAAGCUCACACUGUGGUCGUGCCCCUGCGCUGUGGAGCCGAGGUCAGGGAGAGACGAGUGAUGGUGGUGGAGGAGUGCAAGUGUGAGACGAGUCGCGAGGAAAAGAGAGCUGAGGCUGGAGCUUCCACACACCUGUUGUAACAAAAAUACAUGAUAUAUUUAUUUCCUUCCGUGAUUUGCUACAGUUUAAAUAACAGAAUAGAGAGACACCAUUUGGACUGACUUCACUGUCAAGAUAUGGACGUGUGAUAAUUAUUUAGACACUUGUAACCAGUAUUACAUAUGAAGUUGUAUGUGUAUUUAAAUUUGUAUUUGAGGCUGAAUUUGCGUUUAUUCAGAGUAAAACUUUCUGGUGUUUUUCCACCAUUGAUUGAUGACAAAAUGAGCUAUAUAUUAGUCAUGCAAUUUUCUGUUGCAACAGAUGGAAAUGUCCACAUUGGACUUGUGUUAAUGUGUUGAAUGAAUGAAUCUAAACAGAAAUAUUGUAAUCUGUAAAACCGUCAUUAAA
This is a messenger RNA of Dicentrarchus labrax (European seabass), 1251 nucleotides long. It is a transcript of the gene dand5, whose product is annotated as DAN domain family, member 5. Gene Ontology annotation, biological process: determination of heart left/right asymmetry. Lineage: Eukaryota; Metazoa; Chordata; Actinopteri; Moronidae. The record is from RefSeq and is a predicted model, not a curated record. The coding region runs from base 96 to 884 and encodes 262 amino acids. The transcript has 2 exons.